GCGCUGGGAGCAGCCUGGCAGGAGGAUGCUGGGUGCUCCUGUCCCUGCAGACUAUCGGGGAAGGGGGGGAUCCCUGCUGGAUCCCGGCCCUGGUGGGAUCCCACCCGGGAUCUACCCUGGAGGGACCUGCCAAGGAGGAUCCCAACUGGGAUCUACCCCAGGGGGACCUGCCCUAGGGUGAUCCCACCUGGGAUCUGCCUUGGAGGGACCCACUGAGUGGGAUCCCGCCCGGGAUCUACCCUGGAGGGACCCGCCAAGGAGGAUCCCACCUGGGAUCUACCUCCGAGGGACCCACCGUGUGGGAUCGCAUCCGGGAUCUACCCCGGAGCAACCUGCCCCGAUGGGAUUCCACCUGGGAUCUAUCCUGGAGGGACUCGCCCUGGUGGAAUCCCACUGGGGAUCUACCCUGGAGGGACCCACCAUGUUGGGAUCCCACCUGGGAUCUACCCCAGAGGGACCCACCAAGUGGCUGGGCUGGUGGCUUGGAGGCACCUUGCUGGCUUCCCUGGGCUACCUCCCUUCCCCGCCGAGUUUGGGGGGGAUACCUGUGGGAUCCACUGCUCAGCGGAUCCCCUGCUGACCACCGCCAUCUCUCCCACAGGCUCCUCUCCCCUGUGGCGACCGGGGGCUACCGGCGGCAGCUGAGGGCUGGCUACCACACCUGGGAGAGCUGUUGCCGCGCCGGGAGCCGGCCAGCCGGGAAGCCAUGCUGCGGAUGCUGGACGCCGGGCUGGAGCGAUGCCUGGCGCUGCAUUCGGCGUACAUCCCCGUGCCCCGGCACAGGAAGCUCUCGGGCAAGGCGGGCAUCGACGAGGUGAUGGCGGCCACGGUGCUCACCAGCCUCUCCACCAGCCCGCUGGUGCUCGGUCACCCGCCGGCCACCCCCGCCCCAGAGCCCGGCGGUGAGGUCUGGAAGGAGGUGCCCGCCAUGUCCUCCAGCUGCAGCAGCAGCAGCAACACCAGCGGGGACUGGAGCUGGGACCCCCCCAGCGACCGCUCCACCCCCUCCACCCCGUCGCCCCCGCUCUCCAGCCACGUCCCCAGCACCUUCCUGCCCGCCCCGCUGCCGGACGAGGGCCCCGACGAGCCCGACGGCACCCACUUCGUCUUUGGAGAGCCCAUCCCGCGGAAGAGGAAGAACUCCACCAAGGUGAUGUUCAAGUGCUUGUGGAAGAGCUGCGGCAAAGUCCUCAGCAGCUCCUCAGGGAUGCAGAAGCACAUCCGAACUGUGCACCUUGGCCGGAAAGCCGACCUCGAGCAGAGCGACGGCGAGGAGGACUUCUACUACACGGAGCUGGACGUGGACGUGGACUCACUGACGGACGGGCUCUCCAGCCUGACGCCCGUCUCGCCCACCUCCUCGGUGCCACCCGCCUUCCCCGGCCCCGAGGCGCAGGGUCCGGUGCCGCCGCCGCUGCCGAUCCCCGACCUGGCGCUGGCCUCCCCCCGCAGCCCCCCGGCCCCCCCCGGCCUCUGCCACGUCCACACCGACCACGCGUACCAGGGCUGCCCGGCCCCCCCGCGCCCACCGGUGCCCGCCGCCGUGCCUGCCCCGCCACCGCCCAAGCCACCCGCCGUCCCCAGGAGGCCGCGGGGGGAGGCCAAGAAGUGCCGCAAGGUGUACGGCAUGGAGAACCGGGAGAUGUGGUGCACGGCGUGCCGCUGGAAGAAGGCCUGCCAGCGCUUCCUCGACUGACGCCGCCGCCGUGGUGGCCCUCCCUCCUUCUUGCACAUUUUGCACUCGAGGUGCCUUUCGCGCCCCCCUUCCCCCACCUCUUGACCCUCGCCGCCGACCCGGGGCCCCCCCGGACUCAGGGAACGGCCCCCCCGCCCCCCCCGAAAGCUUUAUGCACACACAACCCCCCCUGCCACGGAGCUUGUUCCCCCACCUUUUUCGUCCUUUGAAAAUAAGCUAAAUCUGCCCCCCAACACCUUGCCAGCACCGUGGCGGGGGGCAGCCGGCUGCUCUGGUCCCCCCCCCAUCCCCAUGCUGGGUUGGGGACCCCCCCCGCCGGGGGCCGGGGGCUGCCCGUGGCUCCCAUAAGCUGUGCCUGCGGCCGGCGGGGGCUGGGGAAAGGGGGUGUCCGUUCCUGCCCCCCGCCUGCUCCCGGGGGAGCACCCCCAGUGCCCAGGGCAGAGGUGGGCGCCUGCCCCCCACCCCACCCCCCCCCCCGCCCCUUUUAUACCCCCCCCGAGGGGGUUUUUACUCUUUGUAUCGUCGUUUCUCUCUAUUUUUCGUAUCGGGGCGAUGCUCCGGGAAGUGCCUGCAGGAACGCGCCCAUUUGCACUAAGCCAAACUGCACAAAGAGGUGUCUUUUUUUUUUUUUUUUUUGUUGUUGUUGUUGUUUUUUCUUUUUUUGGGGUUUUUUUUUUUUUUGUUUUCCCCUCUCUCCUUUUUUUUCUUCGUGUGUUUUUUUUUAUUUUUUAAAUAAAAUAUAUGAAAAUUCGUAUUUUUAAAUACUCCCUUCCCAGGGCAUGAGAGCGCGCUGGCUGCGGCAGCCAGAUGCCUCCAGCCCCGGGGGGGGUUUUAAGGGGCUUUAUUCCCUUCAAACCCCUUUUACCCCCUCCCAAACCCCUUUUCUUUUUUCCCAAAAAAAACCUUCCCUCCCCCCCCUUCUCCACCUCAUCCCAUCAUUCGCCUGCCCAGGUCUGGUUUAGCCUGGUACACCCCCCCCCCCCCAUACAAGGAUGGGUGGAUGGGGACGGGGACGGUGGGUAGCACUGCCACCCUGCCCCGCACCCGGGGCUGCGCCAGGGCAGGUGUUUUCCACCCUCCCCUUGCCGGGGGCUGGGGGGGUGUCCCUUUGCAUCAAGGACCCCCCCCCCCCCUUUGCAGGGUUGUCCCCCCCCCCCAAUCACAGGGGGUCAGAGGGCUUAGGCCCCAUGGGCCAAGGCCGGUGCUGUGCCCCCCUCCUUGUCCCCGACGCGGCGCCGACCUGAUGUGUCAGAUCCAGAAGAAAA
Messenger RNA from Chroicocephalus ridibundus (black-headed gull), 2961 nucleotides. RefSeq names its product SLC2A4 regulator (gene SLC2A4RG). Gene Ontology annotation, biological process: regulation of transcription by RNA polymerase II. Lineage: Eukaryota; Metazoa; Chordata; Aves; Charadriiformes; Laridae. Gene Ontology annotation, molecular function: RNA polymerase II cis-regulatory region sequence-specific DNA binding; DNA-binding transcription factor activity. Bases 707 to 1696 code for a protein of 329 amino acids. Gene Ontology annotation, cellular component: nucleus. The transcript is spliced from 7 exons. The record is from RefSeq and is a predicted model, not a curated record.